This is a messenger RNA of Acomys russatus (golden spiny mouse), 903 nucleotides long. RefSeq names its product aquaporin 2 (gene Aqp2). The record is from RefSeq and is a predicted model, not a curated record. Lineage: Eukaryota; Metazoa; Chordata; Mammalia; Rodentia; Muridae. The transcript has 4 exons. Gene Ontology annotation, cellular component: apical plasma membrane; plasma membrane. The coding region runs from base 62 to 877 and encodes 271 amino acids. Gene Ontology annotation, biological process: transmembrane transport. Gene Ontology annotation, molecular function: water channel activity.
GCCACCCCACUCCCACCCCUGUGGCCCAGACCCCUGGCCAGCACUCAGAAGGCUGGGCAGCAUGUGGGAACUCCGGUCCAUAGCCUUCUCCCGCGCGGUGCUGGCCGAGUUCCUGGCCACGCUCCUUUUUGUCUUCUUCGGCCUUGGCUCAGCCCUCCAGUGGGCCAGCUCCCCGCCCUCUGUGCUCCAGAUUGCUGUGGCCUUUGGUCUGGGCAUAGGCACCCUGGUUCAGGCUCUGGGCCACGUCAGCGGGGCCCACAUCAACCCUGCUGUGACUGUGGCCUGCCUGGUGGGCUGCCACGUCUCCUUCCUUCGAGCUGCCUUCUAUGUGGCUGCCCAGCUGCUGGGGGCUGUGGCCGGGGCGGCCAUACUCCAUGAGAUAACUCCAGUAGAGAUCCGAGGGGACCUGGCUGUCAACGCUCUCCACAACAAUGCGACAGCUGGCCAGGCGGUGACCGUGGAGCUCUUCCUGACCCUGCAGCUGGUGCUCUGCAUCUUCGCCUCCACCGACGAUCGCCGGAGUGACAACCUAGGCAGCCCUGCUCUCUCCAUCGGCUUCUCUGUGACCCUGGGCCACCUCCUUGGGAUCUAUUUCACGGGAUGCUCCAUGAAUCCAGCCCGCUCCCUGGCUCCCGCGGUCGUCACCGGCAAGUUUGAUGAUCACUGGGUCUUCUGGAUCGGACCCCUGGUGGGCGCCAUCAUCGCUUCCCUGCUCUACAACUACCUGCUGUUCCCCUCGGCAAAGAGCCUGCAGGAGCGCCUGGCGGUGCUCAAGGGCCUGGAGCCCGACACCGACUGGGAGGAGCGCGAGGUGCGGCGGCGGCAGUCGGUGGAGCUCCACUCCCCGCAGAGCCUGCCGCGCGGCAGCAAGGCCUGAGCGCCCCCGCCGCGCCCCCGCAGCGC